AUGAGCAUUGCUCCAAAUGCUUCGACAGUAAAUCCUCACUUCUGGUAUCGACAGCCAUCUCCCCCUCUUCCUUCAUGGUAUGCUCACAGUAGUACAAACUACCGCAAUCACAAAGUAUUCAAUCUACGAUACCUAAGUCAUUCGGAUGUCCGUUGCAACGAUGGUACUAGGGCAGGAUAUUAUGUUCGCCGUUCAAAAGAUCUACGCUCGAAAAAUUGGUUGAUCUAUUUGGAAGGUGGGUGGUACUGUUUUGAUGAAGCAACAUGUAUCUCACGUCAAAUCACCAAUCAUGCGCUCUUCUCCUCACGUACUUGGCACAUGAAUCGAUACAUUGGCGGUGUACUCUCAUGGGAUGAACGAAUAAAUCCCAACUACCAUAACUAUAAUAUUUUAUUUGUUCCAUACUGCUCAAGUGAUUUAUGGAGUGGAAAGAAAAGGGAACGUACUGGCGGCUAUUACUUCCAUGGUUCACGAAUUCUCACAGCUGUUAUUGAUGAUCUUCUCAGGCAACCCGACUUCUUCCACGCGGACAAAGUCGUCUUUGCUGGUUCAAGUGCUGGAGGUAUCGGGGUAAUGCUUAACAUCGAUCGAUUAGCUAGACGUCUACGAAGAAAGCUACGUUUUCUAAGAGGCAAUAGACCCUCCAAAAGGUUACAAGUCAGUGGACUAGUGGACUCUGCCUGGUUUCUCAAUUAUCCCACCUACGCUCAACCUUACUCAGGCAGCUGCACGAGCAUCUAUGACUGCCCUCCAGAAGAGGGCAUAUUGAGAGGAAUCGGACUUUGGCAACCGAGAAUCCCACGUCGAUGCAGAAUGGCCCAAGGAAAGAAGAACUUUUAUAAAUGUUAUCUGGGUCCCAUCAUCUACCCGCAUAUUCGGAGUAAGCAAAACUGCCUAAACAAUUAA
This is a messenger RNA of Rodentolepis nana, 906 nucleotides long. Lineage: Eukaryota; Metazoa; Platyhelminthes; Cestoda; Cyclophyllidea; Hymenolepididae. The record is from the annotation of a GenBank genome assembly.